UCAUUCACAGUGUGUCCUGCCUUGGUCCUUUGAAACAGAAUGGACAGUGAGCAAAAGGUCAAAGCUGUUGUUGCUGGUUGCAUAUGUACAGGGACACUACUGCCAAAGGACCCUUAGGAAGAUCUCAAUAUUAAAUAUGGCAAAAUGCUUGGUCAAGAUCAGGACUCAACGAAGCCUCCAUCUGCACAUGAUGAACCACUGCAGCAGUAAUGUGUUUGUCCGUCUGCUGAAACAUGGCUCCAAGGUCAUACCUCGAAAUGCUGGUGCCCCCUUGUCUAAAGUGGAUGCUUCUGAGCGCAUGGUUGCAAGCUCACCAGUGAAGGGAGCUCGGAGUGCUGAUUCUCCAAGUAAAGAGGAAGAUAAAGUAAAAGACCCCUUGACCAUCUCUGAACUAGCGUACAACAGCAGCGCCAGCCUGCUCCCUACCCAAGUGGAUGAUGAUGAAGUAGACAUGCUAUUUGACUGUCCAUCUAGGUUUGUGUUAGAAAGAGAAGACACAGAUACAUUUGAGGAUGUAGAAACAGAUGAAAAUGUCUUUUUGAUGGCUGAAGAGGAGAAGGUGAAGGAAGCUCGCCAAGCUUUGUCAUGGAGCUAUUCCAUCCUGACCGGCCGUAUCUGGCUUAACCCUCUGGUCAAGCGUUGCUCCAGGCUCCUGGUGGUGGGCCUGGGACUGCUUCUGUUUGUAUUUCCCCUCGUCCUCCUCCUUUUGGAGUCAGGUAUUGAUAUCUCCUUCUUAUUCAAAAACAUGAAUUUGAGCAAUUUUACUAUGAAUACUACUGUCCUCUAAAGGAGUAGGUGGCUGGGAAGGUCAACAUUUUUUUUUUUUUUUUUACAUGUUGGGCUUCCCUGAUAAGAAAAAGGACUGUAUUCAAAAUUAAAAUUACCUUUUUCAGUAGAUGCCAUGGUCCAAAUGGUCAUGGAUCUUAAAGCUGCAUGCCAAACUCUUAAAUUGGCUUUCUGUGCCUUAAUGUACUAAAUACAAGUUUAAAACAAAUUCUAUUUGCUAUAUGCAGUCUUUAAGUAACCAAAAAUAUGUUAUUUUAUUGCAGUGUAGACAUUCUCUUUGUCUUACCUCAAAAUGACUUACUUUUCCUGUUUUUUUGUCAUUGUCAUCACUAUAAAAGGGAAUGUUAAUAAUUAGAAUUUUAGUCAAAGUCCAAGAGAAUACUUUUCAAUAUAAUUCUUAGUGAAAAAAGCAUUCUCUAAGAAAUGUUUAUACAACUAAAUUUAUGCCAGGUUUUUCUUUCAGUUUUUAAAGAGUACUUUUAUACUCAAAGAAUUUUGAUAAACAUUUUUUUUGCAAGAAAAAGCCCCACUGAAUUUUGUAAGUUUACAUAUUGUAAACCUAGUGCACAAAGAUGUAUCAGAAAUUGUUUUAAUGUUGUGGCACCAGCUUUUACAAAAUAUGGCUGAAAGUUUGGCUGAUAGUUAUAAUACUUUAUAACUAUCUGCAAAUGAUACAUAAAACUUAGUGGAAAGAAGUUGUAAUAAGUUGUCCAAACAGAUGCUGGAACUGGAGGUAUAGACAGAGAACACUAAGUGGCAUGUGAGGGCCAUCUUUCAACAUUUAGGCAUGAUAAUCUAGUACUUUCACUUUUGUUAUGUCCAUACAUUUAGCCUAGAUAAGCAGAAUGUUUUGACAAUAAAGUGAUAUUUGAAGAAAUACAACAAAGAUAGACUAGUUAAUUGCAUAUUGUUCACUAAUUGGAGUGAAAGAUGACCGGAUGGACAGAUGGAAGGUACCAAAGAAGAAUUCUGUUGACACCUGUGGCCAAUUGGCAUCUCAUGUGGAAGUGAUUGUGAUGCAGGACAUUCUACAAUGUAAGGAGCCACUCUCCUGCUCCUCAACUCUACAGCAGCACAUUUCAGUGAAUCUGAAUGGCAGUAUACAAAUUUUAAAGUAAAAUAUUUUUGGUCCUUCAC
Molecule: messenger RNA, 1923 nt
Organism: Mus pahari (shrew mouse)
Lineage: Eukaryota; Metazoa; Chordata; Mammalia; Rodentia; Muridae
Product: FERM domain-containing protein 3-like
Exons: 2
Coding region: 137-787 (216 amino acids)
Source: RefSeq, a predicted model, not a curated record